This is a messenger RNA of Magallana angulata, 978 nucleotides long. RefSeq lists its product as uncharacterized. Bases 108 to 788 code for a protein of 226 amino acids. Lineage: Eukaryota; Metazoa; Mollusca; Bivalvia; Ostreida; Ostreidae. The transcript has a single exon. The record is from RefSeq and is a predicted model, not a curated record.
UCAAGGAUCAUCCUAGCAAGGUCGAUGAAGGGAAAUGUGGGGACACAGUAUUUCCAAAAAUAGUAAAAAACAUAGCGGUAAUUGAAAAGUAUGGCAAUAUAGUAGAGAUGUUUACAACAUCUCUGCAAGAUGCAGAGAAAAUUGAAAAGGAGACUGUAGACCAAGCUAAUUGUGAAUUGUGGUUCAAAGAAAGGAGAGAUCGUCUUACAGCAUCACAGUUCGGGAAAAUUUGCAAACGAAAAAAACAUGUAAAUGAAAUCUUUUUAAGGGACAUUUUUCCAUCUUCUAACAAAACUUUCUCUACUAGUGCAACUUCAUAUGGUAAAGGGAAUGAAAAUUCUGCAAAAAGUAAAUAUCAUGAAUCAUUCCAGGAGAGGCAUAUUCAUGACUGUGGAUUAGUUAUAAACCCCGAUUUCCCAUUUCUAGCUGCAACACCUGAUGGCAAGGUAUGUUUUGAGGGCAAGACAGGUGUACUUGAAAUUAAAUGCCCCUUCUCUGCACGAGAUUUGACAAUUCCAGAGGCCGUUCAACAAGUUUCACAGUUUUGCCUUACACAAAAUGCUGAUGGAAAUAUUGAAUUAAAGAGGACACAUGAAUAUUUUUUUCAAGUACAGGGACAACUGAUGGUCUCCGGGGCUUCUUUUUGUGAAUUUGUUGUCUAUACAAAAAAGGAUAUUUUUGUUCAGAACAUUAAAGAGGAUCUGAUGUUCCAAAAUGAAAUGUUUCAGAAGCUAGCUAAUUUCUAUUUGCAACAUGGUGCUGACUAUGUUAAAUCUUUGAGAAUCUAAUAAAUUCAUUAGAGAGGACAUUGGUGAUAACUUCAAAAUGAAUCAAUCAAAUUAAAACGUAAAAAUACAUUGUCUUUUGUCUGACUAUUUUGAAGUACAUGCAAUUUCUGUCAUCACAAAAAAACAAUUAUAUAAAUAUAUUUACAUUUACAAAUAUGUUUCCUGAUAUGAACCUAUAGAAUUACGAAAA